AGUAAGUGGACGAAUAUCUGUCAAAUGUUAAAUUAAUAAAUUAAAAUAUUAAUAAUUAAUUUUUCAAUUUCUUCUUCUUCUUCUUCUUUAUUUCUCUCUCUCUCUCAUUCAGUUUCUUUAUUUCUCUUUCCUUCUCUCUUUCAAUUUCUUCUUCUUCUUUCUCUCUCUUUAAAUUUCUGAAAUAACGGUAAUAUUAGAUGGCAACACUUUUAAAAGCUUCGCCAUCUAACAGCAAAAAUUUUCCCUAAAUUUCGGGCCAAUCUCUCUCAAAAACUUUACAGCACUGCUCAUAUUAUAUACAAAACCGUUCUGAAGAAAUCAAAGUGAUCUGAAUUGUCGUUUUUUAGUUCUCGUCCCUAGAAAAUUAGGUUUCUUGAAGUAAAGUCUUCGCUUCGCUCAGACAAAAAUUGGAGGAUAAGCAAUUAUUUCCUCGAUAUUGAACAAUCAAAGAGAAAGCCUUUUAUUAAUAAAACAGAUGAACGAGUUACUCAGAUCCAUGACAAAUACAAUACAAUGUAAUACGGAAACCACAACAGUAGUAACAAUUACUAGAUGGAAAGUGAUUCAUUGAUUAUUUAUUAUUAUUUUAAUUCAUCUAAAGAAAAGAAAUGGAAAGAACCAAAAAGUUGAAAUCUCAUCAAGGAAACUAAAAAUAAUUGGUUUUAAUUGAACGAUCUCUUUCAUCUUAAUCCAAGCAGAUUAACUUUAUCCCUUCAAUAUGUUAUUAAUAUCUGAUUAGAAUGGUGUUAAAAGAUGAGGGGAAAAUUUAUGGAAAGAUUAAAAUUAACAAUUAAAUUAAUCGCUUGAUUAUUCAAACGUAUUGACAAGAGUUGAUACUAUGAACGUUUCAAGAUGUAACUUUUGAUUACAAAUGUCUUUCAGUUAAUCAUUUACAAUUUGCACUUGAUUCUAUCAACAUUAAAAAUCAGUUCAAUUGAUUAAAUUUUCUUUCGAGUGUGUGAAUAUUUUAAUUACCAAAUGAUAUCUGCUCGUUGGUCGUGUUGGAAUCACACUCAACUUUUAAUAUCAAGUUUCCUUUGCCUUGGAUUAUUAAUCAUCAAUGUCACAAUUAACGAUGGACUCUCAAGUUUGGUUGAGGCAAAUUCUGAUCUAAUGGUCAGUGCUUCGGGUUGGGGACAAUCAAUAGUUCCCAGCAGUUCACCGACAUGUCACUGUCCCCCAAGGCCAGUUAAAUAUGUCGCUAUUGAGAUACCAAAGAUAAUUAAAGUCCCAGCACCCGCUCCGCCUGCAAUGAUGAUGCCUCCGAUCUCAAGUCCCCCCAAACAAACAAUAAUCCCAAUCACGAUUCCACUAUUAACUCAUGUUCCCGCUUCGGCUCCAGCUCCAAGUCCAAUGGUUCCUCCGUCUUCACUUCCUCCAUCAUCUGAUACUUGGUCAAUAUCAUCAAACCCUUGGAGUAAUUAAUCCCCAUUCUCAACAGUAACAAUUCAAAUCAUCGUAUUGAUUAAUUUUUUAAUUGCAGUCAAUGUUUACCUCAUUUAAAGUGUUUAUUUAUUACCCGAAAUUAAUUC
This is a messenger RNA of Panonychus citri (citrus red mite), 1532 nucleotides long. RefSeq lists its product as uncharacterized. The coding region runs from base 979 to 1425 and encodes 148 amino acids. The record is from RefSeq and is a predicted model, not a curated record. The transcript is spliced from 2 exons. NCBI's taxonomy places the organism in Eukaryota, Metazoa, Arthropoda, Arachnida, Trombidiformes, Tetranychidae.